Darwinula stevensoni is the source of this 1282-nucleotide messenger RNA. Lineage: Eukaryota; Metazoa; Arthropoda; Ostracoda; Podocopida; Darwinulidae. The record is from the annotation of a GenBank genome assembly.
AUGAGCAAAAUGUAUUACACAAGACUUUUGGAUGUUAGAUCCACCAGGGGAGCAUCAGCAGAGGAGUAUGAGAAAGGUCUGAAGCAGAUCUACACCGUCUCAACAGUAGAAGGCUUCUGGGGUGUCUAUAACAACAUUCCUGAGGUUGGGGAGUUGAGUGUACGAUAUUCUUACCACUUGAUGAGAGGAACAAGACGCCCUGUCUGGGAAGACCAAGAGAAUUGCAAGGGAGGGACCUGGAAGCUCAAGUGCCACAAGAGGGACUCUACUAUAGUAUGGAAGGAGCUCCUGUUGGCAGCAAUCGGGGAGCAAUUUGAGGACUAUGUAACACCAGGGGACGAAAUAGUUGGAAUAUCUGUGUCCGUUCGGGAGAAAGACAAUCUGCUGCAGAUCUGGAAUGCAGAUGCACCCCUUGGAGAGGAUCCACAAGCCCGCGUCCUCUACAAGGUCCAGCAACUUCUUCCAAACACUCAAUUCCUCUCCCUCUUCUACAAACGCCAUCAGACACAUCGGGCAUUUGGGGGCGAGAAGACCAUGUGAAGGGUCGGUAGCAGAACCAGCGUAAUGUAGCUGAAAGGGAAUCAGCAAAACUGACUCAUUCUAUGAAGAUGGGAGUGCUGAAAUAAGGGCUAUGUCCCUGUGUGCAUGGACUCUUCCCCAUCCCAACUUGGCUGGUGCCGGUUCGGCUGUGCAACAAAAGAAGGAAGCAAUUUUUGCAACAGAAUUUGUCUUUCAUGAUACCUAGAUCUUUAUGGGUGCCUGGUUCCAGAGUCCAGCUGUUUCAUCUCGAGCUGAGGUUACCUAUUCUUCAUCAAGACGGCACGAUUGGACAUUCCAGUAGUUUUGGUACUGGACCGGGGACUAGGCAUUCUAAUAAUGUGGUGCUGCUUUCUAAGUAUCAAAACUUUGUAUGCAGUUUGUACACACUGCUUGUGGAAGUUCUACCCUGUUUAUGUUUAAUAGUUGUUACCAACGAUGUGUUCCAUGCAGUUAAUCGUGUAUGUUUUGGCCUUUCUUGUGCUUAUUGACGCCUGCAGUUUAAAUGUUGCCAACAAAGGUGAUGUUCGUCUGAAAAAGUUAUUGCAUACCAUUCCAUAUGGAAUUUUUGAAAUUCUGUUACACAGAAGCCGUUUUCAAACUUGUCCUCGUAUGAUUGUAUACAAUUACAGGUGUCUUCUACAGAAGAUGCUUGACCUUGACCUUGAUGGGAUUGGGUAUUGAAUGCAACGUUCACCUCAGUGGUCUUUCUAGGCUCAAGAUAUGUUUAAAAGAAUAAACUUGG